Messenger RNA from Geodia barretti, 3824 nucleotides. The record is from the annotation of a GenBank genome assembly. Lineage: Eukaryota; Metazoa; Porifera; Demospongiae; Tetractinellida; Geodiidae.
ACUGUAUCCUUUGAUCCCGUGCCUUAUGCCAUUCCUCCCUGAACCAGGAAUGAAAAUUAAAGGCAGCGCUCUCGAGAAAUGUCAUUUGCCGCGUGCAGGUACUGACACUUGUGGCUUUCAAGUCUGCGGCCAGUUUUAAAAUAAUUAGUGUCUAAAGGCAGUUUGAUUGCCCAGGGUAGGGGGGAUUUAUAAACAUGAUAAUUGACAAAGAAUCACUGGAACACUUUUCAACGGUGUAUAUAUUAUAUAUAACGACUUGUGUAAGUAGAGUGUUGCUUGUGCAAUUCCAGCUGGUGUGUAUGUGCCAGGCUGCAUGGGCACGGCUCAAGACACUUCAACAGUCCUCCACACCUGCUUCCAUCGUUGUGAAGGUAUGUAUACCUUUUCGAGCUACCUGAGUACAUGCAGACUCUAUGAUGCAAGGUUUAACGUUUUGCACCUAUUUCUCUAGCUAUUAGUACCAUACAUUUGCUAUGGUAUCACUAGUACUUAGUAUAUAGGGAUGACACAGGUUGUCCUGCAUUAUGCCCAUACAUUUGAGAUUUUCAUAAUAAAUAGCACAGCAUACACAGAGAUUUACUGAGGUUUAUGAAACAAUUAUUACAGAUGCUGCACGUCUUGUAGAAUAGUUAUUGCGGCCUUUAAAUUGUGAACCUCAGUCCUUACGUGUUUCGCUGCUUUUGGCUGCUCCUGCCAGUCAAGUGUGGUGAGAAUGAACAUGAUCUCCCACAAAAUGACCGAAUUGGCCAAACAGAAACAGGCUCUUGAGUGCCGUAAAAUGAGAACCAGCACACUUGGAUAGAGUCAAGAGUACCGACUGCUCAAUGCAAAUGGACAAUGUAUCAGGUCGUGAGAGAUGAUCGGCCUUGUAACUCUAUACAUUAGCCGCAGAAACCAUUUCGCCCCCUGAUGCAGGAGAUUUCGGUGUGAAUAGUCUUUGCCUGUUGCUCUGCCAGUUUUAGCUCUGUUUAUUCAGCUUCAUGAAAUAUGGUGGCACGAUCAAUAUGUGUAUAUACACACAGGCCUGAUUAUCUGUGUUGGUUUCAAGUGUGCUUCGUUUUAUCCCGUAUACAGGUAACCAGGUGAAGAAUUUCUUCUCUCUGACUUUUGACUCUCUGCUAUUCUCUCUUGCUGCCUGUAAUGCUUAUGACGUGUGCCAGAAUUGUCCUAUAUAGUUCUGAAUGUUCCUUCAGGUGAUGCGAUGCGCAGUAGCUACGUUAUAUGGACGUUGAAUGCGCUCGCUUGCGCGCGCAGAAUAUUGAAGGCGCGCGUAACCGCGCAGGUAUAAAAUGCUACGAGAGAGCGGCGGAAAAGCAUUUUCUCAGUCAGGUGCUGUUUGUGUGAGAAGCGACAAUUCCCCGUACACUUGGCUCCUCUCUACUGGACCAACGAGCAACGAACCCCACUGAUUUCUGUACGAGAUGGCGCACCACUUUCUGAUAUGCCCGGCGCCCUUUCAGCACAAGUCCAAAAAGAAAGGGAAGAACCGCAAGGCCGACUUCGUUCUUCCGCCCGGCGUACAGAUGUUCGACCAGAUCGUACCGCGCAAGAUCAGCAACGUCUCCAUGACCCAGCAGUUGGAGGAGCCCAUUGUCCGCCAGACCGGCUCCGCAUCUGCGCUCGCGACGGCCUCCAUUUCGGGCGACCAGCACCAUCGCCAGAGAAGGAACGGCCAGCACCGAUUUCUGAACCCUCCCCACCACCACCCGCACCACCAUAAUCAUCACAGUCACACGCUCUCGCCGCGUCCCGUGGAGCACGACCAGCACAGCGCCGGAUCCACGAGCAACGACAGCGGCACUACGCACACCUCAGGCUACCAGAGCGGCUACCAGUCCGGGUACGCCACCGACGACGGGACUUUCGAGGGGAAAAUGCUCUGCAGGGCGUCCCGCGAGCGACCCGCCAACCUGCGCAUGACGGCCAUCCGCGACUACGCGCCGUGCUGCAACGAGGAGCUCCCGGUCCGCAAGGGACAGCGCGUGAAGGUCCUCUACAAGAACAACGACUGGGUGUACGCCCUCACGAAGUCCGGAGAAGCCGGCUACAUUCCGUACACUUACGUUCGGCCGUCGCGCAAGUACGCGGGCUACCAGAGCGAGCCAGAGGCGUACGAGACGGACGUCUACCAGAGCGGCUACGACACGGACGCGACGGUCAUGUCGACCAGGAGACGGCCACAAGGGUACUAUAGGGGGCAAGUAGGAGACAUGGCUCCUGCAUACAGCGUCCACACAGGAUUCAGUCCUCAACCGCCCCACGCAAGAAACCGACUGGGGAGCGGAUCGCCGCACGAUUCUAGGCGACCCCAGGUGAGCGGGUACACUUCCGCCAUAGAGUACAACCCAGCCGAGUCUUCGUACAGCCACAGUCGUCGCUAUCCGAGACCGGCACGGUCCCUCCACAACCUGGUGGACACCUCACGGGGCUCUUUGUCGCGGAGUCCCCGACCGACCGAGUGCAAGCCGGCCAUCGAUUCGUUUGAGAGGCAUUUCCUCGAGGAGCUGGUGGUGAUACACGAUUUCGAGGCAAAAGAGGAGGACGAGGUGUUUGUGGCAAAGGGGGAGAAGGUGAGAGUCCUGAAUGCGGAGGAUCCUCUGUGGCUGUGGAUUGAGACGACUCCCGGGGAUGAGGGCUUCGUCCCUCGGACUUGUCUCUCUCUCGGCAACCAUCCCUUACUUCAGGGAGUAAGGGCUCGCAGUGGGAGCCGACAGGAGGUCCGCGGAGGUCGACACGUCAGACGCUACUACCAAGACCACUCGGUCACCUCGCGACAGGCACGCGCCAAGCAACGAUUCCACGAACUCGCCCGUCUACGCAACCAGAACCCGGUGUGCAUGAGCAAAGAAGAAAUCAAGAGAAUUGGGUCGAAACUGAUCGUUCUGAUGGACUACACGGCAACAAAGGACGACGAACUCAACAUAGAGUUUGCCGAAGUCCUCGUUGCAGACGUGCUGAAGCAGACUGGGUCUGAGAGAAUCUGGGCCUAUUGUCCCAGGCUCGACGCAUGCGGCUACGUGCCCAUCAGUCUAGUGGUCCCUCCCGUAGUCUGAUCACUUCCGCCGGCUCUUCUCCUUCAUCCUGUUGGUGUGAUUGUUUCGUCGUGUGACACUGCAUUGUCUUCAUAAUCACCUGAACUCAUUUAUUUGAAAUCUGCUGGACGGACUGACUCACUGACAGACUUACAGACGGAUUCAACACGUGUAUAUACUCUUUUAAUUGCAAGGCUCUUGAACUUCCAGCGGCAAACGUUGGAUGUGGUCGGCCAUUUGGCAGAGUACACUCGGGAGCACAUUACAGACCCACUAGGACAGCACCACUUCCCAAAAGACCACAUGUGCAGACACACUGUCUCUGUACCACUCUUCUACUCAACACAUGCCGUUUGGCUUAUCUAUCCCCUCUCUCGUCCUUCUCAUGAUCUUCUCAAACUGCACACUAACUGAAAAGACAAGUCCUACCCACUACAAGACUGGCCUUCUAUUUGUCUAUUUCUCGAUACCGUCUCAUAUCAUGGUCUUAUAUCACUCCACGUGUAUAUUCAACCUGCAUUGUAUGUGUUCAGUACUUCUUUUGUCGACUUCUCAAUUUCCUUGUACUGCGUUGUCUGUAAUGUGCAUCCACUUAUUGUACCCCAUUCAAUUUGUAUCUCUCCCCCCCUCCCCUACCCUCACAAUUUGGAGACAAUAUUAUUAUCGAUCAUCGAAUGGGACUUUUGCACUUCACUGGUAUGUUUUGAGAUAAUUUAUGGAAAGUAUGUAUGUAUUCAUUGCGAUUUGUUAUAAUCAUAACAAUGAAAUCUCAAAAAUGGAGCAGGUGCUGCA